Molecule: messenger RNA, 2047 nt
Organism: Jaculus jaculus (lesser Egyptian jerboa)
Lineage: Eukaryota; Metazoa; Chordata; Mammalia; Rodentia; Dipodidae
Gene: Slc9b2
Product: solute carrier family 9 member B2
Exons: 14
Coding region: 175-1785 (536 amino acids)
Biological process (GO): proton transmembrane transport
Cellular component (GO): membrane
Molecular function (GO): antiporter activity
Source: RefSeq, a predicted model, not a curated record
CAAGAGUCACAGAGAUCAAGUUCCUUGGAUUAGGAGGCAGGAUCACUUUUCCCAACAUCUGUCAUCAUACAGAAGAUCUAUGAAGUCCACUUGAGGUGUGAAGGUCAUUCCUAAGGAUUCAUUUGGUGGCAACUCUUCUUUCUCUUCCCUGAAUCAUCUUCGUAGUUAUAAAUCAUGGGAGAAGAAGAUAAAACAAUUGAAUGUCAGCAUCCAAAGCCUUCCAUAGGAACAAAUCACAUAGCUUCUAUGCAGCAAGAAACACAGGAGGAGAGAGUUAUGAACCUUAAAGGUGUAGAUGGAAAUGAACCCACCGAAGGAAGUAACCUGUUGAACAGCAGCGAAAAAAAUCUGCAGGAGUCACCAACAGAAUCAACUUGUUUGCAAAGUCUGAGACAUAUAUUGGCUUGCCCUCCACAUGGUUUGUUGGGCAGAGUAAUAACAGAUGGUGCCAUGGUUGUUCUUCUGUGGGCUGUGGUGUGGUCAAUUACUGGCAGGGAAUGUCUUCCUGGAGGAAACCUGUUUGGAAUUAUAACCCUGUUCUAUUGUUCUGUCACUGGAGGCAAACUUUUUGGGCUCAUUAAGUUACCAACAUUGCCUCCACUGCCUCCUCUUCUUGGCAUGUUGCUGGCUGGGUUUCUCUUGAGAAAUCUCCCCGUCAUCAGUAACAAUGUACAGAUCCAGCACAAGUGGUCUUCCUCUCUGAGAAGCAUAGCCCUGUCUAUCAUUUUGGUUCGUGCCGGCCUUGGUCUGGAUCCAAAGGCUCUGAAGAAGUUGAAGGGUGUCUGUGUGCGGCUGUCCAUGGGUCCCUGUGUUGUGGAGGCAUGCACAUCGGCACUUCUUUCCCACUUCCUGAUGGGCUUACCGUGGCAAUGGGGAUUUAUAUUGGGUUUUGUCUUAGGCGCUGUCUCUCCAGCUGUGGUGGUGCCUUCCAUGCUCCUUUUGCAGGAUGGAGGCUAUGGUGUCGAAAAGGGGGUCCCGACUUUGCUCAUGGCUGCUGGCAGCUUCGAUGAUAUACUGGCCAUCACUGGUUUCAAUACAUGCUUGGGCAUGGCCUUUUCCACAGGCUCUACACUUUUUAAUGUAUUCCGAGGCAUCCUGGAAGUAGUGAUUGGUGUGGCCACUGGAUCUUUCCUGGGUUUUUUUAUUCAGUACUUUCCAAGCAGUGACCAGGAUAACCUUGUGUGGAAGAGAGCCUUCCUGGUCUUGGGCUUGUCUGUGCUAGCUGUGUUCAGCAGUGUGCAUUUUGGUUUCCCGGGGUCUGGAGGACUGUGCACACUGGUCAUGGCCUUCCUUGCAGGCAUGAAAUGGAGUAACAAAAAGUCAGAGGUUGAAAAGAUCAUUGCAGUUGCCUGGAACAUUUUUCAGCCCCUUCUCUUUGGACUGAUUGGAGCAGAGGUAUCUAUUGCAUCUCUCAGGCCAGACACUGUCGGCCUUUGUGUUGCAACCUUGGGCAUUGCAGUAUUGAUACGAAUUAUGACUACAUUUCUGAUGGUGUGUUUUGCUGGUUUUAACAUAAAAGAAAAGAUAUUUAUUUCUUUUGCAUGGCUUCCAAAGGCAACAGUCCAGGCUGCAAUCGGAUCUGUGGCUCUGGAUAUGGCAAGAUCUCAUGAAGAUAAACAGUUAGAAGACUAUGGAAUGGAUGUGUUGACAGUGGCAUUUUUGGCCAUUCUCAUCACAGCACCAAUUGGAAGUCUGCUGAUUGGUUUGCUGGGACCCAGACUUCUCCAGAAAUUUGAAUGUCACAAUGAGGAGGAAGCUCCAGGAGAAACUUCUGUACAAGUUUAGAGGGAGGUGGAAGUUGGACACAUUUUUCCUCUUUCUUCUAUGCUGAUGGCGUUAUCCAGCUGUGAAGAGGUAGAGAAGAGUCUGAAGCCCAGCACUGAUAUCUCUAAGAAACUCAAAAGAUCAUACUUGGAAGCUGUGAUCACAUUCCACUGGGUGUUGCAGUCACUUAACAACAUAUGUAUGCCAGGGAGGCUCAUGUCUAUAAUCUCACCACUCAGGAGGCCGAAGCAGGUGGAUCACUUAUGAGUUCAAGGCCAGCCUG